Meira miltonrushii is the source of this 1479-nucleotide messenger RNA. RefSeq lists its product as uncharacterized. The record is from RefSeq and is a predicted model, not a curated record. Gene Ontology annotation, cellular component: mitochondrial outer membrane; mitochondrial outer membrane translocase complex. The transcript has a single exon. Lineage: Eukaryota; Fungi; Basidiomycota; Exobasidiomycetes; Exobasidiales; Brachybasidiaceae. Gene Ontology annotation, molecular function: transmembrane protein transporter activity. Gene Ontology annotation, biological process: protein import into mitochondrial matrix. The coding region runs from base 131 to 1300 and encodes 389 amino acids.
AGAAAGUGGAAAUGCGUGUGUGUGCGUGUGCGUGUGCGUGCAGGCAAGGAGGAAAUGAAGAAGUUCAUCGUCACUGCUCCACCAUCUUUUUCUCUUCUUCCCGAAGAUCAUCUUGCACCUGCUCACAAGAAUGUCUGCACAAUCACCAUUCCUUCCACAAGGCGUUCCGCCUCCUCCAAAUACAGGAAAUGAACAAUUAGGUCAAGGUGCUCCUUCUCCUUUCAUUCACGAGGAAAAGCCAGCAUUUCCGAUUCAUAGAAGAGAUGAUCGAGCAUCUAGCUUUCUUUCAUUCUUAGAUCCUAUCUUGGGUCCUUUUGGAAAAGCUUUCGAUAGCAUGGCAGAAAGACGGAAAGCACUCGAUCUACCGUUCCCAGGCACGACAGAUUCAUUACAACGUGAAGUAAAGGGUACAUUAUUAACAAAUUUCUUCUUCGAUGGUGCAAAGGCAGACUUGACAAAGGCUCUUUCUAUCAAUCCAAUCUUUCAAGUUUCACAUGGAUUCAGCUUGGGUGGAACAACUAAGGAUGGAAUGGCACCGUCUACUUACAACUUAAACGUAGUUUACGGUAGCGAUAAUUGGUUCCUCCAAGGUGGUUGUGACGAUGGAGGUAGUGUACAGAUGCGUGCUAACUCAGAAUGGGCACCCGGACAUACCAGUAAAAUUCAAGGCAAUCUAACAAAGGGAACACAAGGAAGCUUUGUGCAAUUAGAGCAUGAUUACAAAGGUUCCGAUCAUGCUGCCAACUUCAAGACACUCAACCCUUCUCCCACCGAUGGUAGCGGUAUCUACAUUGUAAACUACAUCCAAUCGCUAACGAAAAACUUUGCUCUCGGAUUAGAGACAAUCUAUCAAAGGCAAACGGCUGAUACACAAGAUGCCAUGGUAGGGUAUAUGGGAAAGUGGACGAGCACUGAUAAGAACUCUAUCGGAACAUUCCAAUUCCAAAGCCAAGGUGUUUUGAAUGCAACAUACUGGCAACGAUUGACAGACAAAGUUGAUGUUGCCGGAGAUUUCAAUGUGAUCGCAGCAGCAGGAAAGAGAGAAGCGACAUCCACAUUGGGAGCAAAGUACGAUUUCCGCAUGUCAACAUUCCGUGCCCAAAUUGACAGCAAUUUCAAGGUUUCUUCUCAAUUGGAAACAAGAUUGGCUCCCACAUUCGCUUUCACAGUCGGUGGUGAAAUUGAUCAUUGGUCCUCUCUAGCACGAUUCGGUGUCGGUAUCUCGAUAGAAAGCCCAAGUUCUGAUAUCCCAUUCGAUCCUACUGGCCCUCAACCGACACCACCCAAUGUGCCUAUGUAAAAUUUCUCUACUCAACUCAUCUUGGUCGCGCUUUAUUACAUCACAACUCUGUAUACAUUUUCAAAAUUGUUUAAUAUAGCUUCGCCAGCGGAAAUGCAAAAAAGAUUUUCUUUAAUCUUGUUUGUGGAUCGCUUUCAGUCUACCAUCAUCACCUGACUGAGAAGUAUAGAUUCAUGUGU